AUGUCAUAUAAACUCACCAGAGAAGAUGUCACAUGGGGUGUUGAGGAGUCCGCAGCCAUUCGAGCUGCUGGUAAUCCCAACCCAGCGGUACUUCGUGCUCUGUUGGAUUACCAUAAACGAAAAAUUCGCGAACUAGCAGGCUGCUCUCCCAAUGCGAAUAUUAGUGGCAGCAACAUGGGCACCUACGAAUCUCCGCUCACCGCUGCCAUUCGCGUUAAUUCAGCAGACAAUGUUCGGAUGCUUCUGGCCUGUGGUGCAGACCCCACAGGCAUCCAUAUUUGGGAUUUAUCUGACUACUCUGCAAGGUUUAUGCGUGGCCGAGACGCCAAAGUCGACAUCUCAAGCUUUGGUCCGUGCCCCUCACGACUGCAUAUCCUAAAAGUCGCAGAGAGUAAGGGAAUCACCGACCAGAUACAGCCGUUAACACAAGCUGAACUGGAGGAGCGGCGCACCAGCUUUCCACGAUUUUGGACUGAGCCCAAUGUCCCAGGCCAGAGACUAAGAAUGAAUAAAGGCAACACGGCUCUGGAGGUGGCUGCUGGCCUAGGCUUUGAGGAGAUCUUCGCGCUAGUUCGUGAAGCGGGGGCAGACGAGUCUGCCUGGAUCAGCGCUUCCAGCCACUUCGAUGAUACUAAGCCAUCGUCACUAAGCAUCACAUCUCCUAUCCAUGAGGCCAUCGAAAACGGUCAACACGCUAUGCUUGAACGACUACUCAAUGAAUAUCAUUAUUCUCCAAAUUAUCGGGCAAUGGUAGCUCCUACAAUUGCAUUUCCGCCCCUUUCUUUUGCACUAGGGCGAUGUGAUCCAAAUGAUCCUAAUAUUCGGGCCUGUAUCAAACAUCUUCUUGCGCAUCCGGAUAUCGACUUGAAUCUUCGCACUCCCAUCUUCGAAAUUCAUCCACUUCAUUUAGCAGUUGCUCGCCAUGACCUUGAACUCCUAUCGUUUCUUCCCAUGCCACUAUCUAGCGCAGGUAUGACGGCCUUAGGUCAUACGUUGCUUCAUAUCGCCUCGCUCCCACUUACCUCAAUGUCUAUGAACCGAGAAGUUCCUGAUGCCGUGCGAAGUGUUCAUUGCGCCCGCACCCUGGAUUCGAGGUGGCUUCCGCAUUCACAACCCAGCCCGCUGCACUUGAAAACAACAAAUAAAAUUGCUAGCGAGGUGCCAUUUCCUCCUAUUAAUCCACCAACACCAUUGACUCCUACUGAGCAGGAUGCACAACUCAGCAUCCUUCGCGUGCUUGCCGAUGCGGGGAUCGAUGUACGGGCCCAGGAUGUGGAUGGAAAUACUGCAUUGCACUAUCUUGCUACUGCCUUGAAUGGCGAUCCCAGAGCUAUGAAGCUAUUACGGGAGAUGGAAGGAGGCGAGGAGGUCUACAACAAUUGUAAAAAUCGGGAGGACCUGACGCCCCGUACCCUGUGGGAAGCUUGCAACGAAGCAUGA
Penicillium vulpinum is the source of this 1440-nucleotide messenger RNA. RefSeq lists its product as uncharacterized. Gene Ontology annotation, molecular function: protein binding. The transcript has a single exon. Gene Ontology annotation, cellular component: nucleus; cytoplasm. The record is from RefSeq and is a predicted model, not a curated record. Lineage: Eukaryota; Fungi; Ascomycota; Eurotiomycetes; Eurotiales; Aspergillaceae. Bases 1 to 1440 code for a protein of 479 amino acids.